Molecule: messenger RNA, 429 nt
Organism: Ramularia collo-cygni
Lineage: Eukaryota; Fungi; Ascomycota; Dothideomycetes; Mycosphaerellales; Mycosphaerellaceae
Exons: 3
Coding region: 1-429 (142 amino acids)
Source: RefSeq, a predicted model, not a curated record
AUGGCGCCCGCCAAAAAUAAGCCAGCGAAAGAUGCAUCUCCUAGCCAAAGCGAGGAGGCCAGCCAGCGACCUUCUCAAGAAGCGUUACAUGUUGAUGAAGACGCUCUCGCACAGAUAGCACAGAUACAGAAUGCAAAGAUUGCAAAAUUGAAGGCGGAAGGAGAGGAGAGGAUUCGCAACAUUCGUAAAAAGCGAAUUCACAAGGUCCAGAAGAAGAUCAGCGAGUGUCAGCAGAGACACCAGGAGAGAUCCCGCGACCAAAUCCGUCCGAUGGUCGACCGUUUGCGUGAGCUUCUCAACAGGAAGCGCAGCCUAGAAGCACAACAGGACGAGCACUUUCAGCAAGUCACCUCGGCCAUGAAAGCCACCGUGGAACAGCUCAACGUAGCCAUCCAAGACCGAUGCGGCCAGCUAGCAGAGCGCGAUUGA